AUGGACCAUGAUAAGACUAAAGAGAAAGCUUUGAACCAUUUUCAGUCAGUAUUAGGUGAUAAAUACAAAGAAUAUGAAUUCUUCUUCGCUGAUGACAACGGUCUUUUAUUAAUUAAUCCGGUAGAGAGAAGAGAAAUAGAUGAAUUGGGACAGGAUAGGUUAUUAGAGAUGGCCAUUGAUACAUUACCACAUAGGUGUAUGGUAUGCAUGGAACACAAUGUCUUUACUUAG
Messenger RNA from Debaryomyces hansenii CBS767, 231 nucleotides. RefSeq names its product DEHA2E03036p. The record is from RefSeq and is a predicted model, not a curated record. The coding region runs from base 1 to 231 and encodes 76 amino acids. NCBI's taxonomy places the organism in Eukaryota, Fungi, Ascomycota, Pichiomycetes, Serinales, Debaryomycetaceae. The transcript has a single exon.